AAAGCAAGUAGAGUAAAAGAGAAGAAAACAAUAUGAUCGUUGAGUACGUCGUCAAACAUAUUCAUAGUAAUAUAGAACAGCAUGGGGAAUAAGUCUUAAUUAAAAUUUAUUUUAAGUAUUUAUAUGUUAAUAGAAGUUUAAUAUAUGAUAAGAUUUAUUAUAAAGCUGAACGAAUAAAACAAUAACAAACUAUUGGCGCUCGGACGCAGUGAGUGAAACUACCUCGGGGGAGAUUAGUGACUUCCAUCCCUUGAUUAAAAAUGUACUAUGAACGCGAACUGUAGAGAAGUAUCUCGUUUUGGUAUUAGAGUUACUUAGAGUUUGGUAUUAGAGAGUAUUUUAUUUAUAAUAUGUAUAUGUUAUAGUAUUGUUGUACUAGAUAUCGGGCUAGAUCUGAAUGGGAAGCAUGUGGUGAUAGGGUAUGCAGAUGAUCUAGCUUUGCUUGGAGAAACGAAACAAGAUGUUGCCGAGUCCGCUGCAGUCCUGGAAACCGAGGCCAAAAAGGUGGGCCUAAGUAUCAGCCAUGAAAAGUCAGAGUAUCUUCACAUGAAACGCUAUAAAAACACGCGCGUCAAAAGAGAAGGUCUUCAUGUUGGAGGUACCAUAUAUAAAGGGGUGGCCAAAUUUAGAUACUUAGGCUGCACCGUCACCGACACAAAUACUCGUGAGGAGGAAAUUGACAUCCGGGUUCAGAACGCCUUGCGAUGUAGUGCCGCCCUUCAUAAAGUGUUAGUGUCCAAACUCCUGAGCAAGAACAUAAAAAUACGUAUAUAUAAGACGGUCAUACGGCCCAUACUCAUGUACGGAUGCGAGACUUGGACACUGACACUUAAAGAAGAAAAUAAACUCCUGGUGACAGAAAGGAGAAUACUUCGAAAGAUCCUGGGCCCUGUGAGAAGAGAGGAUGGCAGCCUUAGACUCCGCAAAAACGUCGAGAUUGAAGAUCUUAUGGCUACACCCAAUAUUGUCGGCGAAACAAAAGCUCACCGUCUCCGCUGGCUUGGCCACGUUUUGAGAAUGGAGGAGGAUCGCGGCGCUAAAAGGGCAUACCUGGGACGCCCGGUAGGGCGGAGGCCUAUCGGACGUCCCAGAUAUCGCUGGGGCGAUGCUGUUGAAGCGGACUUGCGCGAUCUCCAGGCCGAUAACUGGCGGGAGAUGGCGCAGGAUCGAGACAACUGGCGUGUACUCGUGUCGGAGGCCAAGACUCAUUUUGGGUCGCUGCGCCAUUAAGUAGUAGUAGUAGUAGUAUA
Messenger RNA from Cydia pomonella (codling moth), 1250 nucleotides. RefSeq lists its product as uncharacterized. The transcript has a single exon. Bases 547 to 1230 code for a protein of 227 amino acids. The record is from RefSeq and is a predicted model, not a curated record. Lineage: Eukaryota; Metazoa; Arthropoda; Insecta; Lepidoptera; Tortricidae.